Messenger RNA from Medicago truncatula (barrel medic), 489 nucleotides. RefSeq names its product putative disease resistance RPP13-like protein 1. The record is from RefSeq and is a predicted model, not a curated record. The transcript has a single exon. Bases 1 to 489 code for a protein of 162 amino acids. Lineage: Eukaryota; Viridiplantae; Streptophyta; Magnoliopsida; Fabales; Fabaceae.
AUGGCUGCUGCAGCUGUUGGUGAAGCUUUUCUAUCUUUAUUAAUUGAAGUUGUCCUUGACAGGCUGGCUUCUCCUCAGGUUCUUGACUUCAUCCAUGGGAAAAAAGUUUACAUCAAUUUGGUUCAAAGGUUGAAUAACACUCUUUAUGCUGUGGAAGCUGUGCUGAAUGAUGUGGAGCAGAAACAGUUCAAAGACUCUGCUAUUAAGAAAUGGCUCGAUGAUCUCAAAGACGCUGUCUAUGUUGCUGAUGACCUUUUCGACCACAUUUGUACCAAAGCUGCUACUCGGAAGAACAAGGAGGUGAGUACUACUAACUACUUCUCUCCAUUUUUCAAUUUUGAAGAAAGGGAUAUGGUUUAUAAGUUGGAAGACAUAGUUGCUAGACUUGAAUACAUUCUGAAAAUCAAUAAUAUUCUUGGUCUUCAACAUAUUGCAACUCACCCCUCUUGUUGGAGAAAUUCAUCAACUUCUCCAGUGGCAUUUAAUUAA